This is a messenger RNA of Ficedula albicollis (Collared flycatcher), 2531 nucleotides long. It is a transcript of the gene G3BP2, whose product is annotated as G3BP stress granule assembly factor 2. Bases 25 to 1473 code for a protein of 482 amino acids. Gene Ontology annotation, cellular component: ribonucleoprotein complex; cytosol. The transcript has 11 exons. The record is from RefSeq and is a predicted model, not a curated record. NCBI's taxonomy places the organism in Eukaryota, Metazoa, Chordata, Aves, Passeriformes, Muscicapidae. Gene Ontology annotation, molecular function: mRNA binding.
CGUGUGACACUGAGUACCAAAGAAAUGGUGAUGGAGAAGCCAAGUCCCCUGCUCGUAGGGCGGGAGUUCGUGAGACAGUACUACACGCUGCUAAACAAAGCUCCUGACUUCUUGCACAGGUUUUAUGGCAGGAAUUCUUCUUAUGUUCAUGGAGGACUGGAUGCCAGUGGGAAACCGCAAGAAGCAGUGUAUGGUCAAGCUGAGAUACACAAGAAGGUGAUGUCCCUGCAGUUCAGUGAGUGCCACACCAAGAUCCGGCACGUGGAUGCUCACGCCACUCUGAGCGACGGGGUGGUCGUGCAAGUCAUGGGAGAGCUGUCAAACAAUGGGCAGCCCAUGAGGAAGUUCAUGCAGACUUUUGUGCUUGCUCCAGAAGGAUCUGUUCCAAACAAGUUCUAUGUCCAUAAUGAUAUCUUCAGAUACGAAGAUGAAGUGUUUGGGGAUUCAGAGGGAGAACUUGAUGAAGAGUCUGAGGAAGAGGUGGAAGAAGAGCAGGAGGAAAGACAACCAUCACCUGAACCUGUGCAAGAGAAUGCAAGCAGUACUUACUAUGAGAACCAUCCUGUAACCAAUGGGAUAGAGGAGGCGCUGGAAGAAUCUUCUCAUGAACCUGAGCCAGAAUUGGAAUCUGAAACAAAAGCUGAGGAGCUGAAAGCUGAAGUAGAAGAAAAGACCCUUGAGGAGCUAGAAGAGAAAUCUCCAUCUCCACCUCCUGUAGAACCUGUUUCACUACCGCAAGAACCACCAAAGGCUUUCUCUUGGGCUUCAGUGACCAGUAAAAACCUGCCUCCUAGUGGUACUGUUUCUUCCUCUGGAAUUCCACCCCAUGUUAAAGCACCAGUCUCACAGCCAAGAGUGGAAACUAAACCUGAAGCUCAGUCUCAGCCUCCUCGCGUUCGUGAGCAGCGUCCCAGGGAAAGACCAGGAUUUCCACCCCGAGGACCUCGGCCAGUAGGAAGGGGAGACAUGGAGCAGAACGAGUCGGAUAAUCGCCGCAUAAUUCGCUAUCCAGACAGCCACCAGCUCUUUGUUGGGAACUUGCCACACGAUAUUGAUGAGAGUGAGCUGAAAGAGUUCUUCAUGAGCUUUGGCAAUGUGGUAGAACUCCGCAUCAAUACUAAGGGAGUGGGAGGAAAGCUGCCUAAUUUUGGUUUCGUGGUAUUCGACGAUUCUGAGCCGGUCCAGCGAAUUUUAGUUGCAAAACCCAUCAUGUUCCGCGGGGAGGUGCGCCUGAACGUGGAGGAGAAGAAGACGCGGGCCGCCCGCGAGCGGGAGACGCGCGGCGGCGAGGAGCGCAGGGAGCUGCGCCGCAGCGAGAGAGGCCCGGGCGGGCCCCGCGGCAUCGUGGGCGGCGGCAUGAUGCGCGAGCGGGACGGGAGAGGGCCCCCGCCGCGGGGCGGCAUGGCACAGAAACUGGGCUCCGCGCGGGGCAGCGCGCAGGCGGAGGGCCGCUUCACCGGACAGCGGCGCUGAGACGCCCUGCGGCCGCUCCGGCGCGGCGCCGCCUAACCCAUCGUGUGUGCAUUCUUGUUCUUUUUUUUUAGCUUUGGAAUGUGACACAGCCCUUCUGAUCGUUUCUUUGAUGUGAAAACAUCCUUUGGUUUCCGGUUUAAAUUGAGGUGGACGUUUUUUCCCCAGUUUCACAACAGGAGUCACACUCUUAAUUUAUAAAUGUAUACUUGGAGAAUUGAGGACUAAAAAUAAAGAAAAACGAAAAAGAAAGAAAACAAAAGACCAGUUAACUAUCUGCAACAGAAGCUGAACUAAAGGACAUGCCCAGUAGAAUUCAGGUCCUUUCAGUCAAAAACCCUCUGCUGCACAUUUGGUGUAAGUGUUACCGUUUCUGCCUACUACUGUUGGAAACACAAAUAGUGCAAUUUGUGCAAUUGGAGAAGCUUGCCUUUUUUAUUUUUCCUUCUUAGAACACUUGGCUCCAGACAAACUCGUGUUUACGCACUCAUCUAAAUGCACUAAUGGGUCCUCUGAACUCAUUUAUACUGACAGCUGCAGGAGGCAUCGGAGGGAAAACCUUCAUCCUCUUACUCAGACAGAAUAGCUUGGGGAACGAUGCGGGCAUCUGCUCUGCUUGCUGUGACCAACCUCUGUACACACACAAACCUUAAUAAGACUCCACCUUUGUUCCAGAAGGAAUGCAGUUAGCCGUAACCAGAACCCAGAGUUUCCAAGUCGUAGCCCUGAGUAUGCAACAGGUUUGAUAGCUCACGUCAGAUUUUUCUAUCUGCCCCUCUUCAGUGCAGGGAUGGCUGCUCAACACACUCCCCCUUCCCCUUCGAGAAGCGUUGUACAGUGAAACUUGUCUUGACUGUAUUUGAGUUCUCUGGUAAUGUAAUUAGCAUGAUGGUGCCUUCUAUGAAUACAUCAUUCCAGUCUUGCUGGUGAUUUUGUACAGUAUAGUGUAUGAAGUACUGUGCUGCAAAGCCAAGCGGCUGCAAAGCAUUUAAAGGAAAUAAUUGGAAAAUUGUAUUAAAAAAAUUGCAGUAUCUUUCAAUGAGUAAACGUUGCUAAAAUGA